AAAUAGCGCCCGUUAAUCUGGAGCCUAAGCUGCUCUCCUGUGUGCAAUUAAAGAGAUCACAAGUCCUGGCCCCAGGGAACGUGUGCUGGCAGCUAAAGCCCUGGCAGUGGGGCUGCUGGGCAUGGCUGGGCAUGGCAGCUCCCAGUGGCCGUGGGGGAACAGGUGAGCUGUGUUUGGGAGGAGUUGCUACCCAGGUGAUAAAUGUUGUUGAGCUGAUGCAGGGUCCUGGGAGGAGGCACAGCUCCUCCAGGGGUAUCCUGAUCCCAGAGCUCAGCUCUGGAUGUUGAGUCAGAACCAAGUGCAGCCGCAAAGGAAGGUCUUGGGUGAUGGUGUGGGUGAGGAGGAUGAGUGGGGCCUUGCUGGAGCAGUUUGUAGCUGCCCUGGGCUGUCCUUGUGCCACAUCCCUAGAGCCAGCCCCACAACCAUUCCCACAGGAGGGUUUCCCACUCAACAGCUGUGGCUGGGACAAUGUUGCAGUGGGAAUUCUUCUUGCCUGACAGCCAUAAGAUAGAGCCACUUUGGGCUUUCCACAGUCUUCUUUUUGCUGCAGCAAACCUGGAGUUAAUGAUGCACUAAUUGGGUCAGGCGAGGCCAGCCUGGGAGUUAUGAAAUGAUGCUGGGCUGAGCAGGCUGUGCUGGGGACAAUGGCAGCUCUGUGUCCCACCCCUAGGGGUGGCUGCUCUUUCCCUCAUGGUUCAGGGAGGGUGAAUCCUGCCCUCACCUCAUCAUCUUGCACAGCAGUGUCCCCACAAGGAAGGUGUCCUGUGUGCCCUGGGCCAUGGCAGGUCACUUCUAGGUGACCAACCACAUGGGCACGUUGGCCAUGCAGGAAGCUGCUUGUGCCUCCAUCCUUCUGUUAUCCAGCAGGAAGGUGAGGGAGAGCUCCAGGCUGGUCCCUCCUUCUCUGCCAUCUCCAUCCAACCCCAGGCCCAGCCCAUCUCCCCUUGCCAUGGGAGCAGCAGCAGAGAGACCCUGUGGGAAUCUACACCCCUUCCACCAGGAGCAGAGCUUCCACCUCAAUUACCAUCACCUUGCUCCUAAGCCCACUUUGCCAAUCCCUCUAAGCUGCUUUCCCAGGGCUCCAGCAAGAGAUUUAUUUAUAGCCCACUCUUACUCAUGAAGCGUCUCCCCAAUUAAUCAACUAAUAGGAUUCUUCCCGCAAGUCCCUCUCCCUGGAGCACUCACACAGACACACACCCCCUGCAGCCCUGCCGAGGCUGAGUGGGCGAGAUCAGAUGCCAGGGGAGGGACAGCCGGGGGGGAUAUAAGAAGCUGCAGGACUGGGAGCAGCCCGUAGUGACAGGGUAGCACUGGGACGUGCUGGAAGAGGAAGAGGAGAACGUCUGUCUGUCCAUCCACCUGCCAGAUUUCCACCUGGAGAUUCCUGCACUGACUUAAAAUGGCAGAGGGAUCAAAGGUUUUCAAGAAGACCAGCCCCAACAGCAAGCUUUCCCUCUACCUGGGGAAGAGAGACUAUGUGGAUAAUGUGGAUUCAGUGGAAUCUGUAGAUGGUGUCUGCCUGAUCGACCCUGAGUACCUAAAGGACAGGAAAGUGUAUGUGACGCUGACCUGCGCCUUCCGCUACGGCCGCGAUGACCUCGACGUGAUCGGCCUGACCUUCAGGAAGGACAUCUACGUGCUGACCACCCAGCUGUACCCUCCUGUGCCAGACCAGGCCCCCAAAACCCUCACUCCUCUGCAGGAGAAGCUGAUGAAGAAGCUCGGGGAGAACGCCUACCCCUUCACCUUCGAGAUUGCCACCAACCUGCCCUGCUCCAUCACCCUCCAGCCAGGGCCAGAUGAUGUGGGAAAGGCCUGUGGUGUGGACUUCGAGGUCAAAGGAUUUUGUGCUGAAAAUCUGGAGGAGAAAAUUCACAAGAGGAACUCCGUGCGCCUCAUCAUCCGCAAGGUCCAGUUCGCCCCAGCGCAGACGGGGCCAGCCCCGAGAGCCGAGACCACCCGGCAGUUCAUGAUGUCAGACAAACCUCUGCACCUCGAAGCUUCCCUGGACAAGGAGAUUUACUACCACGGAGACCCCAUCAAUGUGACCGUCAACAUCAACAACACCACCAACAAGGUUGUGAAAAAAAUUAAGAUCUCAGUGGAUCAGAUCACAGACGUGGUCCUGUAUUCCCUGGAUAAAUACACGAAGACUGUGUGCAGCGAGGAGAUCAAUGAGACUGUGGCUGCCAAUUCCACCUUCACCAAAACGUACUCAGUGACCCCCCUGCUCUCGUCUAACCGCCAGAAGCGAGGCCUCGCUCUCGAUGGCAAACUCAAGCAUGAGGACACUAACCUGGCCUCCACCACCAUCCUGAGACCUGGCAUGGACAAGGAGGUGCUGGGCAUCCUGGUGUCCUACAAAGUGAAGGUCAACCUGGUGGUGUCUCGAGGAGGUGAUGUUGGGGUGGAGAUGCCUGUCAUCCUCAUGCACCCGAAGCCUGAUGACUCGAGGAGGACAUUGUCAUCGAGGAAUUUGCUCGCCAGAAGCUCAAGGGAGAGAAGGAUGAUGAAGAUGAGAAGGAGGAACCUGAGAAAGAGGAGAGCUAAGCUGCCGGCCCCUCAUGCCCCAGUUUGGGACGCAGCCACCUGUAGUGUCCCCACUGUCCCACACCUCCCACACCUGGCACAGCCUCUCAGCCCCUCACGCUCCCCAUAUGUCCCCCCUCCUCCCCAGGCUCCUGGCACCUACUCCAAGCCCUGCUAGUGGUGGUGAGAGCUGUUGCAGCUCCUCCUGGAACUGACACCCUGGAAAGCCCCACGGUGCUCCCUGUUCCCAUGGGUGCCAGGACAAGGACAGGGCAGGUGUGACGGCCCCAGCCGAGUGCAUCACCAGCGUGGCUGUCACCUGCCCGUGCUGUGCACAGCUCUGUGACAUUGAUACCAAUAAACGCACCCGGUGGCCCGGUGCAGGCUCCGUGUUUUGCUGGGGAGGGGAGCAGACGGUGCCUUUUAGUGCAGGAGGGCAUGAGGUGAUACAGGACCUGGUACAGCCAGUCCCGGCCGAGCCCAGCCCAGGUACGGCUGGAUGCAUCCUGCAUGGGUCCAAUCCCAGUACA
Parus major (Great Tit) is the source of this 3059-nucleotide messenger RNA. It is a transcript of the gene ARR3, whose product is annotated as arrestin 3. Gene Ontology annotation, biological process: G protein-coupled receptor internalization; visual perception; signal transduction. The record is from RefSeq and is a predicted model, not a curated record. Bases 1400 to 2707 code for a protein of 435 amino acids. NCBI's taxonomy places the organism in Eukaryota, Metazoa, Chordata, Aves, Passeriformes, Paridae. The transcript has 15 exons. Gene Ontology annotation, molecular function: G protein-coupled receptor binding.